Messenger RNA from Malus domestica (apple), 1374 nucleotides. Its product is annotated as small ribosomal subunit protein uS13c-like. The record is from RefSeq and is a predicted model, not a curated record. Gene Ontology annotation, molecular function: RNA binding; structural constituent of ribosome. Gene Ontology annotation, biological process: translation. Gene Ontology annotation, cellular component: ribosome; small ribosomal subunit; mitochondrion. NCBI's taxonomy places the organism in Eukaryota, Viridiplantae, Streptophyta, Magnoliopsida, Rosales, Rosaceae.
GAUUGUUUGCUCCUUCCUCCUUGUGUACAUGAUCGUUUUCGCAUGCUCUUAUCAUCCACGGUGGGGCAAAAUUUUGGUUCCAACAGCUUUCAAGGGGAACAUCUACCGCCCCAGCCUCGGCCGCACCAAGUAGUCAGACGUUUCCACGAGAAACCUUUUUAUCUCAACUUAAUCAGAACCGUUCAUAUUUGAUCCAACGGUGUCGAAACGCUGCGCAUAUAUUGUGUUGCGCACUUGAGAUUUGGCCAGAACAGGAUAACUUGACCCCAUCGUCUUCAUCCACACACAAAGCUCAUCACUCCCACAACUCAGACACAGUCAUGGCGCAAACACUGGCAAUGCCUCUGGCACCCUCCCUCUAUGUAAUCUGCAAUGGAAGAAACUCUAAUCCCCUCUCCAACGGCCUCUCCUUCCCAAUCAGACCCCCCAAUCAGGUUGGUGGCUUGAGCAUCAAAUGCGUGCGUGUUGGCGGAGUUGAAAUCCCCAACAACAAAAGGGUCGAGUACUCUCUUCAGUACGUUCAUGGAAUUGGGCGUACUAGGGCACGAACAAUCCUAAUCGACCUCAACAUGGAGAACAAAAUCACCAAAGAUUUGUCGGAAGAAGAGCUCACCAUUAUCCGAGAUGAAGUCUCCAAGUACAUGAUUGAAGGGGAUUUGAGGAGGUUCAAUGCCUUGAAUAUAAGGAGACUCAAGGAGAUUCAGUGCUACAGAGGCAUACGCCACAGCCAGGGAUUGCCUUGCAGAGGACAGCGCACCAAGAACAACACUAGGACCCUGAAGGGUAAGAGGGUCACUGUUGCUGGAAAGAAAAAGGCCCGUUAAGUAAUUGAAUGGGUUUUCGACUCUUUUUGUAAUUGGUAAUGAAUUCCUUUGUCUGGUUUUGUGUUUUAGUAUUAACUACAAUUGUUCUGAUCGCUUUUGCUUCGUUGAGCUGUGCCCUCACCUUUGGAAAUGUAGUUGGGAUCAUCAAUGUAUAAGGUCGUACCCAGUGCACAAGGCUCCCGCUUUACACAGGGUCUGGGAGAGGUGAAUGUCGGUGUACCUGUUUGAUCACAGUUUUAUUCAUAGGAUUGUCAAAUGUUGAGAAGGAAAUGUUGUCUAAUCACUUGGUCACACUGCAGUAGAUUCUUGACUACUUGGAAUGCUAUGAAAUUUAAUCAGAAGUGAUGAACUUGCUGAAAUUGUUUACAAAAUCUACAAGGCCUAGUUUCUCAAAUCAUCAAAAUCCUUGUCGUUCGGUUUGAUCAUCUUAUUCAUUUGUCUUUUCACUAGCAUGCUUCACUGUUUCUUCCUGCUUGUGCCGGAAUUUGUACUCCAUGCUUUGUCAUGUAUGAUGGGUUUGAAGUGUUCAGCACGUAUUUAAUCGCUCACA